Messenger RNA from Nylanderia fulva, 1977 nucleotides. It is a transcript of the gene Lamp1, whose product is annotated as lysosome-associated membrane glycoprotein 1. NCBI's taxonomy places the organism in Eukaryota, Metazoa, Arthropoda, Insecta, Hymenoptera, Formicidae. The record is from RefSeq and is a predicted model, not a curated record. Gene Ontology annotation, biological process: establishment of protein localization to organelle. Gene Ontology annotation, cellular component: late endosome membrane; plasma membrane; lysosomal membrane.
GUUUUCUCGAGAUCCUUGCGGCUCUCCUAGAUGGACUUUUCAUUUUCCUGGACCGCGCCGAUUGUGUCUAACGUAAACGUGUCGUGGUAGUUUCUGACUCUGACUUCUCCGAACGUUUGACAAUGAUGCUGAGACAGUCCCUGCUGCUUUUGUUCUGGGCCGCGACGAUUGUGUCAGCAGGCGACAAUGUAGCUACAAAUCUUUCAUUGCCAUUGGAAAGUCCUAUACCUGCGACCAACAAAGAUGCACUUGUGCCAUUUGUUCCCUCUGAGUCAACAGCUAGCAAUUCGACAACUAUACCACCUACAAAAAAGGAAUUUACACCACCUACAACACCUACAUCUAAACCAACCACAUCUAAACCAACUACAUCUAAACCAACUACAUCUAAACCAACAACACCUAGUACAACUGCUGUUCCCACAACUCCAGUUGUGCCGACAACACCACUUCCACCCCCAAGUACUGGAAAAUGGAUAGUUCAGGAGAACAAUACAUAUUGCAUUAUAGUCCAAAUGGUUGCACAACUCAGUGUUUCUUAUGUCGAUGCCAAGAAUAAGACAAUCCACGAAAUAGUGGAUAUACCCAAUAACAGUAAUUCGACAGGAAAAUGUGGUAAAUCUGAACAAACUCUGACAUUAUUAUGGGGAACAAAUAAUUCUACACAAACUGCUUCAAAUAAUUUCACAUUACAUUUCGUGAAGAACGAGACAGAAAAACAUUAUUCUCUUCAUCACUUGGAAAUCUCUUUGAUGGAAAAAUCCUCUACUGAUAAGUCAAAUAAAACAGUGAUGACACUGAUACACAUGGCACCACAAUUCGACACCGGAUUGAGCAAUUCUUACAGAUGUGUAAAGGAACAGUCACUGAACUUAACUUUACAAGGUAAAAACGAAACUGUAGGGCAACUGAAAGUAUCCAAAUUGCAGUUCCAAGCUUUUAGAAAUGACAACACCACUGUUUUUGGUUUAGCCAAGGACUGUUCGUUCGACACACCUGACAUCGUUCCUAUAACAGUGGGUUGUGCAUUAGCGGGUUUAGUAGUAGUCGUAUUAAUCGCAUACCUUGUCGGCCGCAGACGAAGUCAAUCUCGCGGUUAUCUUAGUAUGUAAGCCGAGUUCGUCAAAUUUCUUUUUUUUUUCUUUUUCUUUUUUAAAUGGUUAAACUCAUUUUUAUGCGAUUUUCCGUUAAUGGAAUUGAUUGUCUUAUUGAGAAUUUAUGUAGUUGUACUUUUGUGUUCUAUAGCCAAGAGGGCUGUGACACAAUUAAGAAAAGAAAAAUUAUAGUUUAUACGUUUAUAAAGUUAUCUCGUCCACGUGCAGGGUUAAGGAGGCAAUAUAAAAAAAGUAAAUAAAAAUACGUUAUCGAUACGUAUCGCAAAGCGAUAUUCGAGGAUGGGUGAUAAUUUUGAAGUAACGUGCUCCGUUCCGAUAAAAGGACGAUAUACUUCUAUGAUAAGAAUGAAUUAUAAUAUAGAUAAAUCGUAUGAGAUCUGCAUUAUUAUGCGCUGCUAUUAUACUUUUCACUAGCUGCGACAAUUGUUUGAUUUUCCAUAAACAUUUUAUAACAUGGAAUGAGAAUAAGAAGGAAGAUUCGUUUUGAUCGACACAUAUGACAUUAAAACGUUCUGAAUAUUUGUGGAUCUAUAGCAUCGCAUAAAAUUGUAACACUAAGUUUUUGUUUUUUUUUUUCUUUAGGAAUAAUUAUUUUCCUGAUUCUUAAUUUUAUCAUGAUACGAUAUGCCUUUAUACGUCGCCCUUUAUACAUCGAUAUUUCCGUGUUCCCGUUACGUUCGUACCCGAAUUCUUUUUAUUAAAUGUAUUGUAAAGUAAUAGCAGUUGUUUAUAUAGCCCUAAGUAUGUGUGUGUGAACGUAUCAAGAAUAGAAUAUGAAGGAGCACGAGCUUCACCAGUCGAUGUUCAAUGUUAAAGUUUGUGCUUCACUUAAUUUGAAAUAAACAUAAAUUGGACACUACAA